AUGGGGUCAAGUCGUGCCCGCAAGAGCUCUGAGCCACCGGCCACGACGUCGCCGCACGAGACAACGCGAGCAGCAGAAGCAGAAGAGAUGUCGCUGCACGUGAACGAGAAGUACGCGCAGGCGUACGAGCAGCUCAAGCGCAAGGAGGAGCUCUCGGCGCUCGAGCAGCGCGGCCUUAAUGUUGGUAGCGACGAGGACGAGUCCGACUCGGAGACGGAAGACGAAGACGGGGAGGAGCUCACGAAGCAGUUGGACGCCGACAUUGACCAGACGCUUGCGCUCAUUCGGAGAAAGGAUCCGGUCAUUUACGACUCGUCGAUUGCGUUUUUCAAGCAGCAGUCAGACCGCAACGAGGAGAGAGGUGCUGGACGCAGCAGUACGAAGGACCGCUCUGGUCCAUUGCACUAUAAAGAUCUGGUGCGGCAGCAAGUGAUUGCUGGCGACGUUAGUGGCAGCGAAGAGGAGGAGGAGGAAGAAGAGACAGAACGUGUGCACACGUAUGCAGAAGAGCAGGCAGCAAUCAAGAAUGCUUUUCUGUCGUCGUUGAAGAAAGAGGACGAUAGCGAGGCAAGUGAAGCGAGCGACGACGAGGAGCGAGACGGUCUGGAUGGCGGACUGUUUACAGUGAGGAAGAAGAGUACAGGCGCACUGGAUGUAGAGAAAGAAGACUAUGAAGAGAGCUCGUUUCGAGCAAAGUUGCAGAAAGACGAGAUGGAUCCUGAGAAGUUCUUGGAGCAUUACUUGAGCAGCGAGGGCUGGAAGGACAAGACGGCCGUGGUUCCCCAUUACGACGACAUUGUCAGAGAAGAUGAAGAGGACGCCGAGGCGCUGGAGAAAGCGGAAGAGUUUGAGCACACGUACAACUUUCGUUUUGAGGAGCAAGGAAGUAGCGUGAUCCAGACGCACGCGCGUCGUAUUGAUGACACGGUACGUCGCGAGGACGAUUCGCGGAAGCGAAGACGUGCCGAGCGAAAGGCACGUAAAGCACAAGAACGGCAAAAGAAGGAGCUCGAGCUGCGUCGACUGAAGAAUCUCAAGCAAGCUGAGAUUGAGCAGAAGCUGAAAAAGGUUGCCCGACUCAUGGGUAAGGAUGAGGGCUCGGUAGGCCUAAAGGCAGAGGAUUUGGAGGGCGAUUUUGACCCAGACGAGCAUGACAAGCGCAUGCAGGCGGUCUUUGACGAGCAGUACUACGAUGAGGACAGCGUUGAUAUGGAAAAGCCUACGUGGGACGAAGACGAGGACAAGGAAUUGCUUGCUGGUCUGCCUAAGAUGACGUUGGAGGAGAUGCGGCGUAAGAAGCAGGAGUAUCUCAACGAGCUGUACAGUUUGGACUACGAAGACCUGAUUGGCGACCUCAAGUGCCGCUUCAAGUAUCGCCGGGUCCGGAGCAACGAUUUUGGUCUCACUGCGGACGAGAUAAUGGCUGCUGACGACAAAGAGCUUCAGCAACUUGUGUCUCUCAAGCGCAUGGCACCGUACGCCGACUAUGAGUACUCUGUCGACCGUAAGCUGCUCAAGCACCUCAAGAAGAGUGUCCGGGAAGCUCGCGAAGAGAACCGUCGACGCAAGCCGAAAGAAGAGACAGCAGAUAAGAGCAAGGAGCAGAGUGGCGAGAUCAAGCAGCUGAAGAAGCGAAAACGCAACAAAUCGAAGAAAGUCAUGGAGCAAGUGGCGAUAUCAGGAGAUGACGUAGCAACAGUGGACGAGGAGUCAGCACCGAAGAGCAAGAAAGCAAAGACGGACACUUCUGAGUCAGUGGCGGCGAAGACUGCCGACGGAUCUAAAACGAAGAAGAAGCGCCGGAAUAAAAAGAAGACGAGCGGUGAAACGAAUGCGUUUGCAUCUACGGGUCUCCCGUCUUCUCGACUCGAGUCGUAUAAGCUGGUGAAGGCGGCCAAAAGGUAG
Hyaloperonospora brassicae is the source of this 1905-nucleotide messenger RNA. The record is from the annotation of a GenBank genome assembly. Lineage: Eukaryota; Oomycota; Peronosporomycetes; Peronosporales; Peronosporaceae.